AUGCUGGGAUUCAUUCUCCAGAAUGAUGUGUUUCUCGCAGCCAUUCUUAAUGUGGUCCUCAACUUCCCGGGCGUUCGAUACUUUUGGGAUCCAGCCGUAGGCUUGACGUUAGCUAAGCAACGUGCUUCUAUCCCAAGAGUCGGCGCAACUCAAAUAGCGACCUUGAGCCCGGAACCGACCAUAUUGAAGCCUACGUCGAUCUUGCCUCCGGAACCGGCUACAUUUACGCCCAUAUCGACCCUGCCUCUAAAACCAGUUGUAUGGAAGCCUUUCUCGACUUUGCGUCCAGAACCGGUUACAUUAACAGAAACCGUCACUCUUAUAGUGGAUGCUACUACCCAAGAGCAACAAGGUACAGCAUGGGCACACUAUCCAACUGAAUCAGCGGCCCUACCCGUAAAUCCAACACAAUGCUGCACCGAAGUAGCGCUAUAUGAGCCGAAAAGCAAAUUUCAAGCAUGGACCGGCUGGGCGAUGUUGAUUCUACCAGUCAUCAUCUUGAGUAUGCUAUAUCUGGCGUUGAGAUCAGGCUUUGUAAUCAUCAAACUACCUGCAGCUGAAGGCCAAAUUGAGGAGACGAAGAUCGAUCCUGCAAAAGACAAGAAAUCGGAACAGGAGAUGGAAGCUGAAGCUUGCGGUAUGUUCAAAGACCUGGACAGAAGUAGGCAAGAAAUGCAGCGUUUGAUAGAAAGCGUUGAGAAGAGAGAUGCCAUGCUCGAGUGCCUUGGCAUCUUCAAGGACAACGAUACGACACCUGAUGAAGAAAGCCUCAAGCAAUUGGUGAAGAAUAGAAAGAAAUCACUCGAAGCCAACGAGGACAGCUUGCGGAAACUGCAAGCGGAGAAAAUAGCUUGUUUGGAGAAGAUCCAGGAACUGGAGGCCGAAAAACCAAAAAUGGUAGAGGAUAUCAAGAAUCAAUUCGACCAGCACUACGCGCAAGAUGUUAAUCCCAAAUACCAAGAGUCCUUGAACGACAAGGAUUUCUCGAUCCAAUACUGGCGCAACGCGUUCUUCAAUAACGAAAAAGACGAAGCUAUGGAGGCGAACUACCGGCUCUGCGAAGAAAAAGAAGCCGAACUUGCGCAGCUCCGUACUCUACCUGCACAAAUCAGCGACUUAGAACAAGCCCUCCACGAUGCUACGAAGCAAAUCGAGACUCUCCAGCAAGAAAAGAAAGACCAGGGUAUUGCGGAUAGAAGGCGAUGGAUGCUGGAGAAGGACGACUUGUGCAAGAAACACAACGAUGUCACUGAAGCGCUGAAAGCCGAACUCAAGGAAGCCAAGCAGCUGUCGAAACUGUCGAAGGAGACUUCGAAAGCGCAGCAAGACAGCAGCGCGGACGCUACCGCCGAUAAGAAACAGGCUGAGAGCUUGAAGAAAGAGCACGAGGCUAUGAUGACUGAGGCUUCUGAGCUUCGAAAGCAGAUUGAAGCUAUCAAUAAUAUCGUCGACGAGGUUGUUCAGGAUUCAGAAAAGCUUAGGAGCGAGCGUGAUGGUCUUAGGGAGGCUCUAGAAAAGCUGGAGAAGGAAAAGGCGACCGAGAAGAAGGCAACCGAGGAGAAAAAGUGA
This is a messenger RNA of Bipolaris oryzae ATCC 44560, 1569 nucleotides long. RefSeq lists its product as uncharacterized. The transcript has a single exon. Lineage: Eukaryota; Fungi; Ascomycota; Dothideomycetes; Pleosporales; Pleosporaceae. The coding region runs from base 1 to 1569 and encodes 522 amino acids. The record is from RefSeq and is a predicted model, not a curated record.